AGUACCAGAGACGAUUCAGUUUUCUCUAAGUUAAUACUUCUUCUUGACACACGGCUGAUCUCUCCUCGACCAAAUCACCAUGGAAGCUAUCAAGAAGAAGAUGCAGUCGAUGAAGUUGGAGAGAGAGAACGCCUGUGACCGAGCCGAUAUUGCAGAGCAACAGUGUCGUGACGCUAAUGCUCGAGCAGACAAGGCAGAAGAAGAAGUCAGGGCUCUUCAGAAGAAAAUCCAACAGAUUGAGAACGAAUUAGAUCAGGUCCAGGAGCAACUCGCUAGUGCUAACAACAAAUUAGAAGAAAAAGAUAAGGCCCUUCAAAAUGCUGAAGGUGAAGUUGCUGCUUUGAACAGACGAAUCCAGCUGUUAGAAGAAGACUUCGAGAGGUCAGAAGAAAGAUUAAAAAUUUGCACCCAAAAGCUGGAGGAAGCAUCUCAACUGGCAGACGAAAGUGAGCGUAUGCGAAAGAUGCUGGAACAUCGCAGCAUCACGGACGAGGAGCGCAUGGAUUCUCUUGAAAACCAAUUGAAAGAGGCCCGUAUGAUGGCAGAAGAUGCCGAUAGAAAAUACGAUGAGGUCGCCCGUAAGUUGGCCAUGGUUGAAGCUGAUCUGGAAAGAGCCGAAGAACGUGCUGAGAGUGGUGAAACCAAAAUCGUGGAACUUGAGGAAGAGUUACGUGUGGUCGGUAACAACUUGAAAUCCUUGGAAGUUAACGAAGAAAAGGCUCAGCAAAGAGAGGAAGCUUACGAAACCCAGAUCCGAAGCAUGACUUCCAGACUAAAGGAGGCUGAAGCUCGUGCCGAAUUUGCUGAGAGAUCAGUGCAGAAACUCCAGAAGGAAGUGGACAGGCUGGAAGAUGACCUCGUCCACGAAGGAGAAAUACAAGGCCAUCUCAGACGACCUGGACCAGACCUUUGCAGAGCUCACCGGUUACUAGGAGUUUGCUGACUUUUUCUCGGAUUUGUAUCUGUAUAUUGUAAAGGUCGUCACCCUGUUUCCUGUAAGCUUUCCACCCAAACAUUAUCCACAGUUCUUCUCAGUUCCCUCACUGAGACACCGAUGAAAUGUGAUCCAGAAACUUACCCAGGUGGCCGAAAUCAGGAAAUCAUCGGAGUUGUUGCAGGAAAAGAAACCAUCUGUAGCGUUUUCACAAAAUGUUGCUUACACGGUCCUCGCUGUGAGGGAGACGAAAAUAAAAGACUGUUUCUGUACCCA
Molecule: messenger RNA, 1210 nt
Organism: Limulus polyphemus (Atlantic horseshoe crab)
Lineage: Eukaryota; Metazoa; Arthropoda; Merostomata; Xiphosura; Limulidae
Product: tropomyosin-like
Biological process (GO): actin filament organization; muscle contraction
Cellular component (GO): actin filament
Molecular function (GO): actin filament binding
Source: RefSeq, a predicted model, not a curated record